Coccinella septempunctata (seven-spotted ladybird) is the source of this 578-nucleotide messenger RNA. RefSeq names its product vitelline membrane protein Vm26Ab-like. Lineage: Eukaryota; Metazoa; Arthropoda; Insecta; Coleoptera; Coccinellidae. The record is from RefSeq and is a predicted model, not a curated record. The transcript is spliced from 2 exons. The coding region runs from base 113 to 547 and encodes 144 amino acids.
ACAUAUUCCUAGUUUCGAGAGGUUUUGAAUAAAUUUAACAUAUCUGCUUCCCUAUAAAAGCAUUUGUAAAAGCUACUGACAACAGAUCCAGAUCGAUACUCAAACUUUCAACAUGUACAAAUACGUUUGCCUCUUCGCUCUCUUGGCUAUUGCCUUCGCUGAGCCUGCUGCCAAGCCAGGUUUCGUUGCUACUGCUCCAGCUGUUGCUGCAGUUGUACCACACACAGCAUCUUAUGUUGCUCCAUACGCCACUGCCUACUCUGGACUAUACCCUACCUCAUACGCUGGACCAUACGCUUCUACCUACUCUGGAUCAUACGCUUCUACCUACUCUGGACCAUACGCUUCUACCUACUCUGGACCAUACGCUUCUACCUACUCUGGACCAUACAACUAUGGAUACAACUCAGUCUACAACCACCCCUACAAUGCCGUACACAGCUAUGCUCCAUACGCUAACCACUACAACUCUAUCUAUAGAUCCGCUUUCAACUACCCUCAGUACACUUCAACCUACGCUGCCCAUCCCUAUAACUACGUGUAUUAAAUUGUUGAUUAAUAAAUAGUUUUAUAAUACA